Myxocyprinus asiaticus (Chinese sucker) is the source of this 3515-nucleotide messenger RNA. It is a transcript of the gene ccdc187, whose product is annotated as coiled-coil domain containing 187. NCBI's taxonomy places the organism in Eukaryota, Metazoa, Chordata, Actinopteri, Cypriniformes, Catostomidae. The record is from RefSeq and is a predicted model, not a curated record. The transcript has 13 exons. Bases 257 to 2536 code for a protein of 759 amino acids.
UUUGGUCUCGUUGUCAAAAACAGACUGCCUAGUCGGAAACUUUGAAAUUGGCGAAUUACAGUCAGGCUUGUUUCAGAUACUGCCAAAUCGAAAUACGCGCUUAUGAGAAGUGGGACAGUUUUGAGAAGCUAUCGUAUUCAACAAGCAGUUCAACCUUUGGGCAAAAUAAAAGAGCAUUUGUAGGAGAAAAGUGCGCGGGGCAGGUGGUGCUGUGCUCAGAUCUGAAUGGCAUGAGUUGUUGAGCAGUGCCACAGUCAUGGCAGAACUGGAGGUGGAUCAGUCCAACCUGCCCAGAGUCCAGGAGGUGUGCCAGUGUUUUGCUGUACUGGAGGAUGGCGCUUUAGCACAUAACUUACAGGAGCAAGAGAUUGAGCAGUACUACACCUCUAAUGUACAGAGGAAUCAGCUGGUACAGAAGGACAUCCGUGUAGCCAAGACACUCCAGGAUGAGGAGCAGCAGAGAGCUCAGAUGCUACAGCACCAGACCACCCGCCAGCUGGAGGAGCGGGACUUGGAGUAUGCACGCAUGAUGCAGGAGGAGAUUCAGCGUUGUGCAGAGGAGGCUCUCAGGAGGGAGGUGGAGGACGAGGAAAUAGCAAAAAGAAUACAGGAAGAGGAAGAGCUGUGUGUAAGACACAGGAGCUGUUACCAAAAUAAAGAUGAUCGAGAGUCUACAAGUGUUCCUUCACCACCGUACUCACCUUGGCCUGCUCACACUCCUCACACUGAGCAUCAAUACUACCACCAGCCUCCAAAUAGAAGGUGGCAGCACUCCCCCUCACCCACCUACUCAGACUCUGAGGAGGACCUAAUUAAGAACAGUAGGCCUAAAGUCGUAACCAAUAGGAUCCGAAUGUACAGAGACUGCAGACAAACUGUAGGACAGCAGAGAAAGCUGGUCAGCUCCAGUAGACCUUCAAGAGCUCAUUUAGAGCAAGAUAAAAGGAGCACGACCAGCCAAAGCAGCACUGUAAGCAGGGCCACAAACCUGUCAGGUGGAUGGGGUGAUGUCAUCAUGCUCAUUAAAAACGACUUGAGCGAGCAAGGCUACCUCAGUUACAGUUCUGAGGAUGAACUCUUUGAACCUGUCUAUAAGCUUGAGAGAAUACUGAGACAAAAGCAGCAAGUCUCAGAUCAGUGUCGGCUAAGUCGCCACAGCAGUGUGAGAGAAAAUCAUAGCAGAACAUGGCAGAGAGAAGGUUGUAGUCGUAGGGUGAGUUUUAGGGACAGGGACCAAGUAAGACAUGUUCACUUCCUGGACGAAAGGAGGCGGUCCAACAGUUAUCAUGGCAAUGGUUAUGGGCCAAAUGAAACUGCUCACAAUGACACUAGAGAGAGGGAUGCAGCGAUGUUAAGGGACAACCACACGCAUCCUACUCUGUUGGAUAGCCAACUCCAGACUCAAUCUAAGGGUUUUCAGCGUAACAAUUUAAUGCGACGUAGUUACCAUGGUGAUAUCAGGCUAAGCAUGAGGACAUCGGUGCAUCAAGGAACCAGAACAAGCAACCACAAUGAUUCUGACUUGUUUAUUAGAGUGAGACCUUCAAUUGAGUCAAGAACAGGACAGUUGAUGGAGGUGGAAGAGGAAGGUCUAGGUAAAUUGAGAGAUGAACUCAGAGGCAGAAACCAGCGGCAGAGAGCUCACUCAUUGGCAGAGGAGGAAAAGAGUAUAGAAAGGGACCGCAGGCAGUACUGUGGGGAACAUAGGGUCAGGCGAAGCCAAAGUGAGAACUGGCAGAUCUUUGAGGAAGAGGGAUCGAGCACAGAUGUGGAGGGGUUGGAGAGGGAGACCAGAAGGGAGGAGAGAUGGAUGGAGAGGCCACGCAAUCUCUCUCAGUCUUGCAGUGACCACUCUUCCAGAGCAGGACCUGCUUUUAGGAGUGGAACAGCUGCUCUUGACUUGGGGGAGCUUGAACAAGUGUUGUUGGAUGAGGAGCUAGCCCUCAGGCUUCAGGAACAAGAAGAGAGAUUGGCUACAGAGACUCCACAGGGUGCCUCUCCUCUUAGUAGGGUCUGUCCAGUAGGAGACUUCAGAGUGGCACAGGUUGCUCAAGAUGAGGAAAUUGCACGUUUUAUUCAGAAACAGGAAAUUAAGGCUAAACAAAGGUCUCGUGAGCUGGACCCUGUGGAACCUGGGCGAGAAUACAGGGAGAAUGUGAAUGACAAGAGAGCAGUAUGUGACAGACAGAUACAGAGGGAGAGGCAGGACUUUGAGGGACUUCAAUCCCCGUUUGAGGACUUCACCCAAGAUCAUCAGCUCUCUAGCCCUGUUUCCAUGGCAGCGCCAUCACAACCCAUCAGGAAUGUUGCAGAAGAACUAGACCCCACCUUUCAAAGAAAGGAGACCACUGAAACAGGGCUUACCAUUAACGGUCCCUGUCAAAAUCAAACUUCCCAACAAGUAGGUUUGUUAAACCCUUUGGAGGAACCUACUUUUGUGGCACCCACGAAACGACAGAGUGACAAAUUGGGUCGAGUUAAGACCAAGGAGAAGAAGGAAAAUGUGAAACAGAAAGAGAAUUGCAAGCAGCAGUGAUGCUUGACAUAUUAGUGAGUGCAAUGAACUGCAACAAUGAAUUCAUAUUCAUAAAAGAUAGAAGGUAAAAAUUUGUGUCCCAACUGUUUGGGGCUUUCCAGUCUUCUGCUUUCUCCAGCACUUGUGGGAAUUCUGUUGUAAUCAACAAAGUAAGCUUAACUUAUAAGCAAAACAGGGACACUCCAUCCAGAUAAUGCAACUGUUUACAGAUAAUGUAGCUAUUUAUCAGUGUUGAUGUAAUUUUGUUCAGUAUCUCGCUUCUUUUGGUUUAUUUGUUGUUUCAGUUUUCUUUAGCAGCUGGUAAUGGGCUAGUACAUCACCACAGAGGGAAAGCUCCCAUUGGUACUUCUUAGCAAUACAUAUUGGACUUUUUGGUUAUAUAAUAUUAUUCUAUUAUUAAAUAGAGUUGGCAUGUGGUUCUGUGAACCUCUCUGGAGGUUUUUUUUUUUUUUUUUUUUGUUCUGCGUAAUUGUUGAUCUUUGAGCAAGCAUUCUUUUAUAAGCAUCCUUACGCUGAAUUGCAGGACCAGUUUCUCACUUGGGCCCAAAGUGUUACUAUCCACACAUUUCUAUUUGUCUCUUCAUUAUUACCAAAUAUUUCAUAAAACAUUUGAAACAGAUACCACGAAACUGCCAUUUUGCAAAGACAAAUCAUACAUUUAAUGUUCUUACUAUUUAGUUUUUUGAGAGAAGGCUCAGGCUUGGGGUAUCCAGCAUAGUUAUAAAAGGCUGGAGGAAAGAAAAUUAUUAUAUGUAUUUUUAUGUUGAUGCUUAGUGGAAAUAUGUUUCCAUGUUAUCCAGUUCUGUUAUAACAAAAUGAUGGAAAUAAUAGUUAGGAAUCAUGAGUCAAUGUAUCUUCAUUGCCUGUAAGUUAAAAAAAUAAUGUGCUUUGUACAGAUGACACAAAUUCUAUAUAUAUAAUAUGCAUAUCUUUCUUGAUGUGUAUCAUCACUACCAAUAAAUAGUUUUUACAUACAGCA